UCAUCAUAAUAUAAUAUAACUAUUAACUAAUUUAAUCAAACAACAUUACUUAAAGUAUGAUAAUAGGUGAAUUCACUCUUAAUAUUAAAAGUAACAACCCAGGGUUGGUUCAGCUUAACAUAAAUUUGCUGUGUUGUGCGUGGGUCAGAGAGAGUAAACAAAAUAUACCUAGUGCGCUGACAUCCUCUUAAUUCUUAAUCUUUUCCGAUGGGCGAUGACAAUAACUUGUGCCGGAAAACGGGAACUCUCAACUUGGAAAGUAUUAUAUUCUUAUUAGCAUUUAGUGGCGCGUUCACCUCUCAUCAAAAAGUCGGUGGUUGGUCGGCGAAGUUCGGAAACUUAUCGCUGAUAUCCGACGUACGUACUUAUGGUGACUGCAGGGGAGGGGAAACGUUUCGACUUUCGGUCUCAACCACGUGGCUAUGUCCGAGGCCCUUGCCCGCCACUCUCGUUUUAAGAAAUACGAAUAAAACAACCAAAAAUAAUAUUUAUUAUUAUUUAUACCGAUUACCAUUCAUUUUAAUUUAUAAAUAAGUUGUUAAUAUAUUUUUAUAUUUAAUAAGUAAUUAUAAUCAAAAUUCAAUGGUAACGAUUACGAUUAACGGUGGAUAUUCAAUGACGACCUGUUAUACCGGCCUAUAUCAGUUUUCGGCUGUCGUUCAUCUUUGAAAAUGAUUCAAACGUCAAUUAAUAUGCAUGUUUCCACUGGUUCCAGUAACGACUUGGAUCGUCAAAUCGAACAGCUUAGACAAUGCGAAAUCAUUACGGAACACGAGGUGAAAACAUUGUGUUUAAAAGCACGCGAAAUACUCAUCGAAGAGAGCAACGUUCAACGUGUCGACUCACCCGUCACCGUAUGUGGAGAUAUUCAUGGACAGUUCUAUGAUUUAAAAGAAUUGUUUAAAAUAGGCGGUGACAUUCCUGAAAGAAAUUAUUUAUUUAUGGGUGAUUUUGUUGACCGAGGAUUCUUCAGUGUUGAGACAUUUUUACUUCUACUUGCCUUAAAAGUACGAUAUCCUGAUCGGAUCACAUUAAUACGUGGUAACCAUGAAUCACGACAAAUCACUCAAGUAUAUGGAUUUUAUGACGAAUGCCUACGAAAAUACAAUAGUGUUGCUGUAUGGCGAUAUUGUACCGACAUUUUUGAUUAUCUAAGCUUAUCUGCUAUUAUCGAUGGAAAAAUAUUCUGUGUGCAUGGUGGUUUGUCACCUUCAAUACAAACAUUGGAUCAAAUUAGAACUAUUGAUAGAAAACAGGAAGUUCCCCACGAUGGACCUAUGUGUGAUCUAUUAUGGUCAGAUCCUGAAAAUUCUCAGGGAUGGGGUGUGAGUCCUCGAGGUGCUGGAUACCUAUUUGGUUCUGAUGUUGUCUCCCAAUUCAAUAUUACAAAUGAUCUAGAUAUUAUUUGUCGAGCUCACCAAUUAGUCAUGGAAGGUUAUAAAUGGCAUUUCAAUGAAACUGUCCUUACUAUUUGGUCGGCACCCAAUUAUUGUUAUCGGUGUGGUAAUAUUGCUGCAAUAUUAGAACUCAAUGAAACACUUCAAAGAAAUUUUAUAAUAUUCGAAGCAGCUGUACAAGAGAGAUGUGGAAUGCCAACAAAAAAAUAUACAGCUGACUAUUUCCUUUAAAUAUUUUCUAAUUCUUAAUAUAUUUAAUUUUAAUAUACAACGUGUAAUAGAGAAGGAAUUGUUCAACACGUUUAUUUCAUUAUAUUUUGUAAAGAUAAUGACGAUAAAGUGAUGUAUUUUUUUUUUAAGGAAAAAUAUUUGUAUUUGUUAUAAUUAAGCAACCAUAUAAUUUAAAAUUUUUUAUACAUACUUUACAUUGAAAUAAAUGGAGUCAUGCAUUAUUGU
This is a messenger RNA of Myzus persicae (green peach aphid), 1853 nucleotides long. RefSeq names its product serine/threonine-protein phosphatase 4 catalytic subunit-like. NCBI's taxonomy places the organism in Eukaryota, Metazoa, Arthropoda, Insecta, Hemiptera, Aphididae. The transcript has 6 exons. Gene Ontology annotation, molecular function: protein serine/threonine phosphatase activity. The record is from RefSeq and is a predicted model, not a curated record. Gene Ontology annotation, biological process: peptidyl-serine dephosphorylation; double-strand break repair via homologous recombination. Gene Ontology annotation, cellular component: nucleus; cytoplasm. Bases 672 to 1628 code for a protein of 318 amino acids.